This is a messenger RNA of Lecanosticta acicola, 1476 nucleotides long. The record is from the annotation of a GenBank genome assembly. Lineage: Eukaryota; Fungi; Ascomycota; Dothideomycetes; Mycosphaerellales; Mycosphaerellaceae.
AUGGCCAUCCUGAGAAAGACCUCGGCGCCGCUCGAUAUCAAGAUCGUCGGGGCCGGGAUGGCCGGGCUGAGUACCGCCAUAUCUUGUGCUCUUGCUGGACAUUAUGUAGUUGUGCUGGAAGGUGCCAAAGAGCUGGCAGAGGUUCGUCGACCACUAUACAAGGUCGGCAAUACCACACAGCUGAACGACGAAACAGAUUGGAGCCGGCUUCCAAAUAACGCCCAACGCCAGCAAGAUCUUCAAGCAAUAUGGUGUCCUCGGACAGCUUGAAUCUAAAGCAGCAGAGCCAACAUUACUCCAGGUCCGCCAAUGGUCAGAUGGCAAGAUCUUGUCCAAAACGGAGAAUUGGAACGUUGAGAUGCAGACAAAGUACAAUGCGCCGUUCUGGGACCUGCACCGGGUAGACGUACAACGUACUCUCGCAGAUCGUGCUCGUGAGCUGGGUGUAGAGAUCAAGCUCGGUGCGAGGGUAGAGGAUAUCGACUUUGAUCAGGCGAUCGUCAAGCUGGCCAGCGGAGAGACACUGCAAGCCGACCUACUGGUGGGCGCCGACGGACUGUGGUCUAAAUGCAGACAACAACUUUUAGCUCAGAAGGGGCUGCAAGAGAAUGCACCACUGCCGACGGGCGAUUUGGCCUAUCGAAUCGUUCUGGACGUCAAUGAAGUAGCUGAUCCGCUGGUUCGCGACUGGAUCUCCAAACCCACCUGCCAAUUCUGGGUCGGCCCCAAUGCGCACGUAGUCGCGUAUUCAAUUCGAAACAGUACCAUCUCGAACAUGGUGCUUCUAGUGCCUGACAACCUGCCUGCCGACGUAGCCCGCCAAUCUGGCUCGCUGGAAGAGAUGCGGGCGAUCUUCACCAACUGGGAUCCUACUUUGAACCGUUUCUUGGACCAUGUGAAGACUGUCGAUAAGUGGAAACUCAUGCAUCGGCCUGAACUGGACAGUUGGAUCAGCGACAAAUCGAAUUUCGUGUUUGUCGGCGACUCUUGCCAUCCGAUGUUGCCAUACUUAGCCCAAGGUAAGCAAAGCAAUCACUCGGCGGCAGCACACGCCUGCGCAAAGCUUUGUGACGGCUCGUCCGACGAAGGACUUGUUGGCUGGCCCACACUGACAGAUUCACAGGCGCAAACUCGGCCGUGGAAGACGGCGCUGUCCUUGGCUAUAUCCGGGCCGCUGUCAAUUCCAAGGAGCAGUUGCCUGAUGCUCUGAAACUCUACGAGCACUUACGUAAGAAGCGUGGCGAAACAAUCGUGAAGGAAACAUUUGCCCAACGACACGAUUUUCACAUGGUCGACGGUUCCGAGCAGCAGGCGCGCGACAGAUUGAUGGCAUCGACUUUGGGCAAGCAGAUCGAUUGCAAGUUCCCAUCCAGAUGGCAAUGUCCUGUUGUGCAGCCUUGGUUGUUUGGUUAUGAUGCGAAAGAGGAGGUCGAUAGGGCAUUGGAAGAGACACCUUUGGUCGACACCAAGGCUUGA